Messenger RNA from Acanthocheilonema viteae, 554 nucleotides. Lineage: Eukaryota; Metazoa; Nematoda; Chromadorea; Rhabditida; Onchocercidae. The record is from the annotation of a GenBank genome assembly.
AUGUUAAUAUUAACGUACAGCGGUAAUCAUACUACAAAAGGUUUCUUCUAUGAAUGGAUAAAAUUUGCCCGAUGGUUACGUCGUUCUAAUGAUGAAUUUCGCGUACCAUUACGUUGCGGUACUGCUAGCGGUGUGAUUUUUUGGCCAGGAAAAGGUUUAGGAACGUUAAAUAUCGAGAAAAAAACUGCAACAUUUGUAUGUGCUGAGAAAAUUAUUUCACUAGCAGAAUCCGAACUGUAUGAUUGCCUUAUUCUUGUACGCAAUCUUCGUGAUAGGCCACCAAAUUGCCGCUGUGAGCAAUGCACAAAAAUAGAGGCGCUGGAAAAGGAAACACACUCAUCAAAUCAUUUAUUAAUGGUCAACGAAUGGGCCGAUUACUGCGUGGGCGAUACAUUUCCUAAAACGAAGCAUUUAAUCAAAGCAUUGAAUCGUCCACUGAACACAUUGAAUGGCCCAGAGGAACAAUAUGUUGCCUUGUGGUAUCAUUUUGGCCAAGCAAUAAUGGGUCGAGCAUGGAGUGAUGAAAAUGGGAAAAUUGCUGCUGCAUUUGUAAG